GGUGGAGAUUGGAAAGAUGGUCAAGGCCCACGUCCGAGUGCUGGACUUUUACAAGAAGUCUUUCCUGGCCAAGUACUUUGCCUUCAUGGACCUCAAGCUGCGGGCGGCCUCCCAGAUCAUCACCCUGGUGGCCCUGGACAAAGCCCUGGACAGCUACACGGCUGCGUUCCUGGUGCUUGGCACGGCCAUCGGCCAGACCAGCCUGACCGCAAGCGUGACCGAUACUGCCGGACAGAGGAUCAGCUCGACCCCGCAGCAGAUUGAAGUAAACGGGCCCUUCUCACGCCCUCUGGGGUCUGCCCCUGCUGGGGGAGGGUGUCUUCUUGGUGACAGGCUGGACGGUCCAGCAACAGCCCAGGAAGUCACCACAGAGAGGCUUUGAUAAAAUGUGUGCCCGUCCUGGCUUCUGAGGAGAGGG
Molecule: messenger RNA, 418 nt
Organism: Marmota flaviventris (yellow-bellied marmot)
Lineage: Eukaryota; Metazoa; Chordata; Mammalia; Rodentia; Sciuridae
Source: RefSeq, a predicted model, not a curated record